AUGUAUCGCGGCUCCUUCGCACCACCUCCCGCGCAGUCGCCGCCUCUUCACCACCCUACACCGAAUGCCGGAUAUGGCGGCGGAGGGAAUCCAUACCAGCCAUCGCCCGCCCAGGGAGGGGCCGCGGGUGCUGCUGGCAACUAUGGCCCCGGAUUCCCCGGGUUCAUGACCGAUCCUACGGCACAGAUGGGUUUCCAGGUUGGAAAGAGUGCGAUGGCAGCUGGACAGGAAUAUAUGGAACAGAACUUCAAUCGCUAUGUGUCCAUACCCGCCCUGAAGCACUACUUCAACGUCUCGAACUCCUACGUCCUGAACAAAGUCGGUCUCGUCCUCUUUCCAUGGCGUCACAAACCCUGGUCGCGCCAACAAGCCAGAAUGGCGACCAAUGCCACUGGACCGGACGGCCAAAUUGUGCAGCAGCAAUACUCCUCCAUGUUCCUUCCCCCUCGAGACGAUCUCAACUCGCCCGAUAUGUAUAUCCCCGUCAUGGCCGUGGUCACAUACAUUCUCCUAUCGGUAUUGCUGGCUGGGUUCCGUGGAGACUUCCACCCAGAGCUCCUAGGCUCGGUCACCACCACAUCUAUCGCGGUGAUCAUAUUUGAGAUCUUGUGCUUGAAGAUGGCCAUGUACAUUCUCAGCAUCAACAAUGACUCGCAGCUAUUGGACCUAGUGGCUUACUCCGGAUACAAGUUUGUGGGAAUCAUUGCUACCUUGGUUACAUCCGAGAUCCUUACCCCAGGGCGGGGAACUGGAGGCUGGGUUGGCUGGUCGGUCUUUAUUUACACCUACCUGGCUAACGCUUUCUUCCUGCUCCGAUCCCUGAAGUAUGUCUUGCUCCCCGACUCGGCCGACUCAUCCAUGCGCGCAGGUGCCAUGCACACUGUGGCUCGCGGCCAGCGCAACCGCCGCACUCAGUUCCUCUUUGUCUACUCGUACAUUAUCCAAUUUGUGUUUAUGUGGGUGCUCAGUCGCGAGGGUCCGUCCGCAUUGGCUGCAAACGUAAGCUCAUGA
Penicillium maclennaniae is the source of this 1011-nucleotide messenger RNA. RefSeq names its product protein transporter YIF1. Gene Ontology annotation, cellular component: COPII-coated ER to Golgi transport vesicle; endoplasmic reticulum membrane; Golgi membrane. Lineage: Eukaryota; Fungi; Ascomycota; Eurotiomycetes; Eurotiales; Aspergillaceae. Gene Ontology annotation, biological process: endoplasmic reticulum to Golgi vesicle-mediated transport. The transcript is spliced from 4 exons. The record is from RefSeq and is a predicted model, not a curated record. Bases 1 to 1011 code for a protein of 336 amino acids.